UCAAUCUUCACCUCCUCAGUGCUGCUGUCGGAGCUUUGCGCUCACUCGUGUUGCUUUUUAGCUGUACGAUUUCACCAAAAGACAAUUUAUUUUCAUUUUAAGGGGUUUACUUUAGCACACAAAUGGCGAGGGCAUCGAAAAGGCAUCUGGAAACGGCGUAAAUCUUAUUUGCCAGAGAUAUACAGAGGCUUUUUGUGAGUGCUGUCGUUACAAUGAAAUGGAUGUUUGAUUUCGUGUUUGAGCAAGUGAACAUUGGGGAAAACGUUAAGAGAUCUCUUUCGGGGAAAUGGACUUGAAAUUGGAAAUGAAAUUGAAGAAGAAGAUAUUGAGAUGCUACACGUCAAUGACAAAAUAUGGCAAUCAAAUGACCACAGAUCAGAAGGCGACGGAGAGUGGGAGUAGCGAUCGUGGUGAACGAGUGAACCCGGAGCAGGUGAACACAGCUGCAGACCGCCAUGGGCUCUCUUCCUUCGGUCCCAGCUCUCCAUCUUCGGGUCUCCAAAAGACAGCAGGGGCCAGCCAGGGAUCGUUGGAGUGGGCAGGCGAGGCGGCUCGCUUCCCCCGCCGGCUACCGGCUCCUCGGCAACGAGGAGGGAGAGAAAUCAAUACUGAGAAGAGAUGCUGCCAGGGGUCGCCCAAUGCUGCCUCCAGCCAUGGAGCCAUGGGAGCGUGUGUACUGUGCUUUCUAUCUCUCAACCAGAUCUCAGUCAACUCGCAUCAGCUGAAGAUAGGUCCAAGAGCUAUGACGUUCUUUAUGCGAAAGAGAGAGAGUGUGUGUGGUUCUGCCAGAGGGCCUUUUCAGGCCCAGCAUCACUUGAUAAAACAUCGCCUGCUGGAGAACAAGUAGAAGAAUGAUGUCAAAGGUCUUUUUGUUCCCCAUCUUUGAUUCUUUUUCCACCUUGAGUGCACAUUCCCCCUGACUGUCUGAAUGAGUGCUUGACUGAGAUCUCUUUUACGCUAAAUCAAGAAGAGUCCUUCUUUUUUUUAGUGGUCUUCCUCCAUUUGAUGGGCUGGCAUGAGUGAACAGUUUGAACCCUUUUUGCCUUUUCCAGAGAUUUUUUUUGAUAAUUGCCCUGGUUCGGAAAAGGACUCCGCCUUGAUUUGUAGGGCCUGGUGAUCACCUUCCUUAGGUCCUUCAAAACAGUUUUCAUCCUAGACUGUGGCAUUUGAUGGUAUUAAUAUUGUUGCAGACCAAUGGAGGAUGGUGCAAAUGCUUGUUGGAGCUCAGAGAUGUAAAAUCUCCUGACAGGGAAGCUUCCAAAAACCUGCAGUGCCAAACAUAAGCUUGUCAAGUGAAAGACCCCCAAACAAGGUGCAAAAGUGGAAUGAAUGCAAGCAUUGCUUUGCUGGAUGCAGCGGAUAGCAUCUUUAUCUGUGGAUGCUCCAUGGGAAGGAAGCGACCCGUUUAAUGAUGGUUUUAUGUGAAUGUGAAAACUGAACCCAAUGGUGCCUUCAUGGGGACCCAAGAUCAUCACAAAGCAUACAAGAGAUUUUCUUUAUGUAUCUAUUGUACUACGUUAUUUUGUUUAUGUUAUUGAACCUCAUACCUCACCAGGUAAGUAUUUUUACAGUAUAUAGUAAAAAGGUAAGUAGACUUUUUUAAGAUAAAAAUGGCAGUUUAAUGGUAGCAAAACUUUGACUGGAUUUACAUUUUGCAGACACUUUUAUCCAAUAUUCAAUAUUUUAUUAGUAUGUGUGUUCCUGGGAUCGAACCCAUGCCCUUUGCAUUGUAUUGCUAAUGGUAAUUUAUACAGACAAGCAUAACAUAUAGCAAGCAGUACCAUAUAGUGGAUUAUUACCGUAAUGACUAGCUAACUGUACAUUAUCCUGUUUAUUACACAACUACUUUAUUGAAUAAAUAUCUGGACAUUAAAUAUAAAAUUGAGUUAUUAUUUUAUUUUAUUAUGUAAUAAGAAAGACUACCGAGAAAUACGUAGGAGAGUCAUGAAAAUCAUUUGAUGUAUGCAAUGUAAUUUCAACAGUUUAGUGGUCAUAACACAAAAAUAUAUUUUACUAUAAGCAAUUGACCAAUCAGAAGAGUGCCGUGUAAUAAACCUAUAGUUUUACUGCCAAUAAUAUUCUUAAGUAAAUACUUUUCUUUAAGCUUGUGAACUCCUGCCUUUUUAAUAAAAAGAUUUUUGGAUCAAA
Messenger RNA from Misgurnus anguillicaudatus (oriental weatherfish), 2148 nucleotides. RefSeq lists its product as uncharacterized. The record is from RefSeq and is a predicted model, not a curated record. Lineage: Eukaryota; Metazoa; Chordata; Actinopteri; Cypriniformes; Cobitidae.